Messenger RNA from Amborella trichopoda, 1288 nucleotides. RefSeq names its product vesicle-associated membrane protein 727 (gene VAMP727). The record is from RefSeq and is a predicted model, not a curated record. Gene Ontology annotation, biological process: vesicle-mediated transport. Gene Ontology annotation, cellular component: membrane. Lineage: Eukaryota; Viridiplantae; Streptophyta; Magnoliopsida; Amborellales; Amborellaceae.
AAUAUUAUGAUUGUGAAAAAACUUAAGAUUUCAAACUCUGAAAACAGUAUAUAUUACAAAAAAUUAUUUAAAUUGUCUAUUUCACCCCUAUAAAGAGAGCUUAAAACUGAAACUAGAGAUCGGGAGCAAAGGCGUGAACAGAAAGCGAGGAAGCUUCGGGUCGCCGGCUCAAUCGACUCUGAAUUUUGUUCCCGUUCUGAGAAUUAGGGUUUCAGAUAUAUCCAGGUUGUGGACAAUACAAUGAUAUUGCAAUUGGGAGAAGCUGUAUUGAAGAAGAAUCAAGCUCACAUUUCUGUAAAUUUAGUUUGAACUUUUGGGGUUUUAGUGGCAGAACUUUAGCUCUUGGCUUUUUUGUCCAUUUCUAGUUAUUUCCCACACUGAAGCUAUGAGUCAACAACCACUUAUAUACAGUUUUGUUGCAAAAGGAAAUGUUGUUCUUGCAGAACAUACAUCAUUUUCGGGUAAUUUCAGUACUAUUGCGGUCCAAUGCCUUCAAAGGUUGCCAGCAAACAGCAACAAAUUCACCUAUUCAUGUGAUGGUCACACAUUCAACUAUCUCGUGGAUAAUGGGUUUGUUUUUCUUGUUGUUGCUGAUGAGGCUGUUGGUAGGAGCGUCCCUUUCGUGUUUCUUGAGCGAGUGAAGGAAGACUUCAUGCAUCGAUAUGGAGAAAAAGCAAAGAGCCACCCUCAUCCUCUUGAAGAUGAAGAUGAAGAUGAUGACUUUCUCGAAGAUAGAUUCAGUAUUGCAUACAAACUUGAUAGGGAAUUUGGGCCCAGGUUAAAGGAACACAUGCAAUACUGCAUGAAUCACCCUGAAGAGAUGAGUAAGCUGUCCAAGUUGAAGGCUCAAAUUACUGAGGUCAAGGGGAUCAUGAUCGACAACAUUGAGAAGGUUUUGGAUCGUGGGGAGAGAAUCGAACUUCUGGUGGAUAAAACAGAAGGCUUACAAUUCCAGGCUGAUAAUUUCCAGAGACAAGGCCGGCAACUUCGGAGGAAGAUGUGGCUGCAGAACCUGAGACUGAAAAUCAUGGUCACCAUCGCUGUGCUGGUCUUUGUCCUUAUCGUGUGGCUGAUAACAUGUAGAGGGUUCAAGUGCUGAAAGUUGAUGAAAUGAACCAGGACUGCUCCAUUACUGUGUGCAGUGGGAUCUUUGUGCUUUAUGAGACAUGGAUUUCUAUUGCAACCUUUCCCCCCUUAAUUGACAGAACAAGAUGUUAUGCAUAUCUGAUCUUUGUAUAGCCAAACCUUAUUUGUUAGAAUAUAUGUUGUGUUUUCGGUUACUGUGUAA